Poeciliopsis prolifica (blackstripe livebearer) is the source of this 572-nucleotide messenger RNA. It is a transcript of the gene rps27.1, whose product is annotated as ribosomal protein S27, isoform 1. The transcript is spliced from 4 exons. Gene Ontology annotation, biological process: translation; ribosomal small subunit assembly. Lineage: Eukaryota; Metazoa; Chordata; Actinopteri; Cyprinodontiformes; Poeciliidae. The record is from RefSeq and is a predicted model, not a curated record. The coding region runs from base 89 to 343 and encodes 84 amino acids. Gene Ontology annotation, molecular function: RNA binding; structural constituent of ribosome. Gene Ontology annotation, cellular component: cytosolic small ribosomal subunit; ribosome.
GUCCGGGCUGGGCUCAGGCGAACCACCAAUAUGAACCUCUCGCUUCCGGUGAUUCCUCCUUUUCGGCAGCGGCUAUUUACUCGCCAACAUGCCACUCGCAAAAGACUUGUUGCACCCAUCCCCUGAGGAGGAGAAGAGGAGGCACAAAAAGAAGCGUCUCGUCCAGAGUCCCAACUCUUACUUUAUGGAUGUCAAAUGUCCAGGAUGCUACAAGAUCACGACGGUGUUCAGCCAUGCUCAGACAGUCGUGCUGUGUGUGGGCUGUUCAACAGUCCUGUGUCAGCCAACUGGAGGCAAAGCACGUCUCACAGAGGGGUGCUCAUUCAGGAGGAAGCAGCACUAACUGUUCUCCCUGAAGCUGGAGGGGAGAGGAGGGGCUGGACCGGUUGAUAUUAGCGUCUCCUGCCUCCGGGACGACUGCAACGGCGGAACCUGUGGUCCCGACUUGAAUCAAGAGGAAGAAGAAGAAGACAGGGGACGCACGUUUCCACUGUUCAUGUUGACCAAUUGGUUGUUGCUGUAACUCCACCCUCCAACCCCGUCUCUCUUAAUAAAAUGUUGUUUUGGCUAAA